GAAAUAAUUACAUACUUGUUUCUUAGAAAUUUGUUGCACCAGUCAUGACACUUCUUCGGAACUCAGGUUCAUUUCAUAUGCCUUAUACACUGAGCCACAUAGAAGAACGAGUUCUUUUGGUUUUGAAGCUGUAUGAUAAGAUAAACCCAGAUACACUAACCCUUAAUUCCCAUUUUUAUGAAGAUUUAGGAUUAGACAGUUUGGAUCAUGUUGAAGUUAUUAUUGCUAUGGAAGAUGAAUUUGAUUUUGAAAUACCUGAUGAACAUACGCAUCGCUUGAUGAGGCCAAAAGACAUUGUCAGAUAUGUAGCUGACAGAUUUGAUAUUUAUGAAUAGAUUGCUGCAAACUUUGCCUCUGUAUAAUACUAUGGCAUAUGUUAAAUCUUUAGAAAUUAAACUAGAAUUAUGUAUUCAAUUUGGUAUGUAUUAUGAAAUAAAUAAAUCAUUUUAUCAAAAUCUC
Molecule: messenger RNA, 459 nt
Organism: Stegodyphus dumicola
Lineage: Eukaryota; Metazoa; Arthropoda; Arachnida; Araneae; Eresidae
Product: acyl carrier protein, mitochondrial-like
Biological process (GO): fatty acid biosynthetic process
Cellular component (GO): mitochondrion; respiratory chain complex I
Molecular function (GO): acyl binding; acyl carrier activity
Source: RefSeq, a predicted model, not a curated record